AAACUACAUGUUUAUUUAUUAAAAUAUUAUUGAGAGUUUAUAGAUUGUACAAAGGUAUUCUGUUCUUGCAAGUUUCAUUUCUGAUAUGUUCUGUAUCUACACAUUAAAUAGAUUUUUGGCACCCAAAAGACAGACUGAGAACUUGGGUCCCAAUCCCAUGCAUUGUAGUGACACUGCAGCACUUCAGAAAGCAAAGCUAUUCCGUUCUUGAGGUUCCUGUAAAUAAAAUUUAAAAACCACAAAGGAUUUUCCUAAUAACCUUUCUGAAAGCCUCAUAUUUUCUCAGCUUUACCCUUGGACUGAGCAUUUUUAAAAUCUGUCAUUGUCUGUAGGGAGAUAAAGGAGGAGAAAGAGGACAAGUUAAAUUUAAAAUUGGUUCUUGAGCUCUUAAGUGUCUUUAUCUACAUGCUGGCUUGAAAUAUUUCUAGGGAAUUUCACCUUUCAGACUACUUGGUUUCUGUGAAUCUUACUGUAAAAUGGUUGUUCCUAAAUAAGGCGGGGAAGGGGAAGAGGGAACACAUAAACCCUUUCAUCAGCCUGAAUACAUCCUGUUCCAGAAUGGAUUUUAUCCAAAGAAACAUCCAAAGAAUGCAGGCAGGAGUAUGUGAGGUUUCAAACAACUGUUGAUCAGACAAAGUGAGGACGAGUUCUGUAAAACGUUUAAAUCUUUUGCACACCUACAGUACCAGAAAGUUACCUAAUGAAGAAUGUUUCUUUACUUAUUUUGUAUUAAUACUCUUCAAGCAACAUAGCUGUUUCUGACAAUACCUGGUUCAAUUAGACAUUCUCCAUUCCUUAGGCACUGUUGCAGGAAGUAAGAUGAAUAAGUGCCAAAUUCUGAGAGCACGUUGCAAAAACAAGCUUGAGGGCAUGAUGUGCAUUAAUAAUUGAAAAAUUAAAAGAGCAUCUGAUAACAAUCAUUCCUCUGCAGUUUGAAAUGCCCCUGAUACUGAACUGCUUUCUCAACACCUUAUGGCUUUAAUUUAAUGCAUGUGUCAGCAGUCAGGAAUCUAGAGUACCAAGCAAUGUUAGAGGCUUCAAAGACAGAAUGAUUUUCUGUCCAUAUGAGCUCUUAUCUUUAACGCAAAGGGCUCUGCCUAAAAUGUUAAAAGUAUGGAUAAUGUUCACGUCUGAUCUAAAAACGUGAUCUCUUUUUGCAGUUGCAUUCUGAGGGAGACUUCAUUCCACAAAGCUGUCGAAAAAGUCACGAAGCUUCAACAGAGAAUGAACUCAAGGUGAUUUGACGUCAGCAUUCUGAGAAACAGUAAAGCUUCCAGGUGGUGCUUAACGCAUAGAAGUCAAGGUUUCUCAAAAAUGAGCAUAGUUCUAGUCUGUGGGACAUUUGCAGUUAAUUGACAGAAACAAACACCUAAAAUCUGGAAAUAGGUGCAGCUCUUGGUCUGGACGGCUCAGAAAUUAACAGCAAAAAAACAACAACUAUCUCAUUCUGGAGAAGGCUGUGAUAUUCUUUGCAUCAACUCCGAAGGGUCUCUCUCUCUCCAGCAUUUAAAGGCUCAUCAAAAUGAAAAAUUGGAGUUUAUUUCAUUUGUUUCUCCAGAAUGUAUUGAUAGUAGGCACAGCUGGCUUGACUUUAGAGAGUUGUUUCCAAGAGCAGCUGAAACUCCAGGCCCAGGUGAGACUUCUGGAACAAAGUGUGAAGCAGCAACAAGCCAAGAUUGUGCAGCUCUUAAUCGAGAAGGACAUGCAGUACAGAGAUAAAGGAAGUGAAAACAGUGUUAUUGAUCUGGGAGAAGAAAGAGAAUAUAAAGAUUGUGCGGAGAUCUAUAACGCUGGACACAAACAGAGUGGAUAUUACAAGAUGAAACCUCUUGAGAGCCCCAGAGGAUUCUCUGCCUACUGUGACAUGUCAGAAGGAGGAGGAUGGACGGUCUUUCAGAGACGGUCAGACGGGAGUCAAAAUUUUGAUAGAGACUGGGCUGAGUAUGAACAAGGUUUUGGCGAUUUUGCUUCACCAGAUGGUGAAUACUGGCUUGGAAAUAAAAAUCUCCACUAUCUGACCUCUCAGGGGAAUUAUACCUUGAAAAUUGAUCUGUCUGAUUUUAUGGAUGAACAGCGUUUUGCACAGUAUGAAAAUUUCAGAGUUGGAGACGAACAGAGCUCUUACAAGAUGAACUGUGGGCAGUACUCUGGAACAGCAGGAGAUUCCCUCACUGGGGGGUUUCACCCCGAAGUUAAAUGGUGGGCAAACCACCAAGGAAUGAAAUUCAGUACAAAGGACAGAGAUAAUGACAACUACGAAGAGAACUGUGCUGAAGAAGAUAAAGCUGGCUGGUGGUUUAACAGAUGUCACUCUGCCAACCUGAACGGCCUGUACUACAAUGGACCCUACUCGGCAGCGACAGACAAUGGAAUUGUGUGGUACACGUGGCACGGUUGGUGGUAUUCUUUGAAAUCGGUUGUCAUGAAAGUCCGGCCGUCAGACUUUAGCCCUAAUGAGGUUUAAGUUUAAUGAUGUCGGCACUCAUCCUUUUUGUGCAAGCCGGUCUGGAUCGUAUGGGGACUUUCUUCAUCCAUCUCUGUGCAAAUCAUGGAAGACUCUACCAUGGACAGGAGCUGAAUUUCCAGCCUAGAGCAAAGUGUUUCUGGGCUUAGCUGUACCUAGCCCUUUGUCAAGGCAAAUACGGUAGGUUUCACACAAGGCAAAUCAUAAUCCUGCCCUCUAAUAUAUAUAUAUCAGAGUCUUACAGUCUGGAUAUACCUAUUCAAAAACCACAUCUUUCAGAUGCUUUAAACUAGUGACCUAUAUAUUGCAGCUUCAUCGCGCAGUGUCUGCAGUUUCUGUAACACUAUAUUCAGCUUGUCAUGUUACAUUUAUGUAUGGUUUAAGACUGGGGGAGGUGAAUUUCAUAAGGGACACAGGCUGCAUAGAUACCAUACAUUUAAAGCACAUUACCUCCCCUCCCCCAACACACAAAAAGAAUCGGGGGGGGGGGAUUGGGAAUUAUAGGGUCAGAGC
Podarcis muralis (Common wall lizard) is the source of this 2977-nucleotide messenger RNA. The record is from RefSeq and is a predicted model, not a curated record. Lineage: Eukaryota; Metazoa; Chordata; Lepidosauria; Squamata; Lacertidae.